Messenger RNA from Helobdella robusta, 375 nucleotides. RefSeq lists its product as hypothetical. Gene Ontology annotation, biological process: DNA-templated transcription. The transcript is spliced from 3 exons. The annotation marks the transcript as partial. The record is from RefSeq and is a predicted model, not a curated record. Gene Ontology annotation, molecular function: transcription corepressor activity. NCBI's taxonomy places the organism in Eukaryota, Metazoa, Annelida, Clitellata, Rhynchobdellida, Glossiphoniidae. Gene Ontology annotation, cellular component: nucleus.
AUGUUCCGGAUCCUGCAGACACUGGAGAGGGAGCCCCAGGAGGAGACACCCAACCAGCUCUUCGACACGUCACCUGCUCCCGGCAAGACACCUUUCGACACAUCAGGCCUAAUAAAACGAGAAAACCCACACAAGUACCUGCUGUACAAACCCACCAUCAGCCAACUCCUCACCUUCCUGGCAUCCGGCUUCAAGGAACUGCCUGGCAAUGGUGUCAUGCUGCUCUACCUCUCUGCUGAUGGCUGCUUUGGCUCCAAUCGAAGAGUUGAAGAUGUUGCCUACGAUGUUGGUGGUGUGGUGACGAAUAGUCGAAGAGAGCCGGAUCAUCCAUCGAGAAACAGGAGGUCUGGCAACCUCAAAGAGAUGCACUGGUUG